This is a messenger RNA of Rotaria socialis, 3684 nucleotides long. NCBI's taxonomy places the organism in Eukaryota, Metazoa, Rotifera, Eurotatoria, Philodinida, Philodinidae. The record is from the annotation of a GenBank genome assembly.
CCGCGGGGGUGGUACCUUCUCCCCCUUGCCGCUUUGUCUCUGUAAGGGAUAUGUAACAUCUAGCUACCGCUAUACCGCACUGCCGCUAUACCACUAUACCGCAAUACCGCAAUACCGCAAUUGUUAUUGCGGUAUUGCGGUAUAAGCAUUUUGAUUUUGCCGCAAAAUCAAAUUCCCCACCAACUCACACAAAGAUCUGAAAAUUUAAGACAAUGUUUUAGAAAGUAUUCCGUAGUUAUAGUAAAAGAUUUCAAAAUUUGAUUGGGCAUAAUCAAUAAUUUUUCUUAAACAGAAAUUAGUUUUACGCAUGUCUUGUUGCCAGGAUUAUGAGUGAAAAUUUUCUGUUCACAACCACUCUCAUGCGAAUUAUAUAAUUCUCUCAUUCUGCUCUGCUAUUAUAAAGCAAAUCAAUGAGACAAUAGUAGACUUCACGAAUUUUAGUUUACAAUUAUCACUUCAAUGUACUUUGAUAGUGAGAUUUAUUGAUAAAAUUGUAAGAGUAUAAAGUAAAGAGUUCGAGUGUGUGGGUGUCUUUCUCGAUUUCACUGAGGAAGAGACGCACGCUCUCAGGAAACGUACAAGCACUAUUCAGAACACUGUUGAUUCAUCUCUAUGAUUUUGUGUGGUUCUUUUAUUUCAUGCGCGCAGUAGAUAAUUUGAUUUCUAUCGCCUAUUUUAAAGAUUUUUAUUAUCCUAUUCGAUCAUUCAUUUAAUGAAAUAAAAAAUUAUUAAUUACACUUGGCAUGAGUAGCUGUCUAAUUCGAGUUCGAAUAUAAAUGGAGAAAAGAAAAGAAAAAGUUAAACUAAAACUAAAUCUAGGAAUAGAUUUAGUUUUAGUUUAACUUUCCGAUAUAUGCGACAUAUGAAUACAUAAAUACCCUUCACCCGCGCCCACAUUUGAGCAUUCCUCCAUCGUAUCCAUCGCCCACAACCACACCCACACACCCAAUUUCCGAGAUAAUAAAGAAAAAAGUCUGUUAAGAACGUGACUCUAUGACGCUUGGACAAGACGACAUACUUACGCGUACGUGUAUGUAAUACGGCUUGUCCACGUAACGCGCUACUGCGCUGGCCAAGUUUUAAAAUUGUUUUUUCGAUGUAGACAGAUCUAAGCGUAUUUUCUGGUACCGUUUUUUACGCUGAUUGUAAAUUUGAACUUUUCUUCUUAAAAAAAAUGGGUUUUGAUAUCGAAAGCCGGGUUUUAAAAUUUUUCAAAAGUCGUAAUUUCAAUUUUCUAACCAAGAAAUUAAAAACAAAAAUGCAAAGUAAUGUACCAUUCGAUGCAGAAUUUGAUUCUCUACAAAAUGGCCUGUUCAGUUUUUACUCUCAUUCUUCAGGGCAGCGUCUAAGCUCUUGUACAGUUUCUAACUUACUAUACUAUUAUUGAACUCGUAUUCCGAUGUAGCAACUUGCUUUUUUUACAGAAGGAUAUAUGCAGGACAGUGAUCAAUAUAUAUAUAAACAUCAAAUAUUUUUAAGCAUGUUAAGUGCUUCAAAUUUGGUCGACAAAAAAAUGUGUCGCAACGUUAUGUUUGUUUUUUGCAUUUUCUAUCUGAGUGAAAAUAGUUUAGAAAAAAUAUUUUUUACUGCUUGAAAACCCAUUCAAUUCUCUACAAAACUGGUACUAUAAGCAUUUAAUUUGAAGAAAUAAUUUGUCAAAAAAUUAGAGUAUUAUAAGCAGUCCUAGAAAAAAGGUCCUUUUCUUGUCACAGUGUUACGCGGUAAUAAAAUCCGUCUAGAAGCGCGCGAGUUUAGUCAAACCAGGUCACUCUUUCAACACAAAUAGAGUAUGAUAAGUUGCGUCGAACGAGGUUUGAGUGACCUUAUUAACUCUUAUGUCUUUCGAGAGAAUUGCAAAACAAUUUGCCAAAAUGUCACAGCGUUGCGUUUGGACAAGCCGAAUAAAUAUCAAUACAAGAUUUUAAAAGACAUGCACACAUUUGUAAAGACUAUUUCACUGUGUUUGAAUAACUUAUACUUAAAAUAGUCAGUUAUUUUCAUUUAGUCCGUUUGACAGUGUGAAAAGAAACUGUAUUUAAAAUAGAUGUUCCUCUAAAACAUUUAAAGAAUAAAAAGGAAUUACUCAAUAUAUCGAAUCGACUUGUUUAAAAAAAACAAGAUUUUACUAAAAUAAAAGCUUCUUUUUUUUAGAAAUUUUCCACUUUUUUCAUUUUUUGUUGGAAAUAUAGAACACAAUGACGUAUAUAUUAUGGUAUAAAAUCAUAAAUAAAUUAUUUAAUAUGAUAUGAUUAGGAAUGACAACGUUAAGUUUGAUAGAUAAAGUCUUUCAAAGACGAUUUUUUUUCAAAUCGAUAAAUAAUAUCUAGCUAUGCAUAUUGUACGUAGCAACAAAAUUCUUUCGAAACUCAUGAAAAGUCUACAAACAGAUAACACAGCAGCUUUUACAAUUAAUAUAUUUCUUGACAUUUCACAGUAUUAAUUAGUACACUCAAAGUCAGAAAUAAAUGUUAGCAAAGAGAUACAUGGUAUAAUAUGUUUUCUAAUAGCUAAAUAUAUAAAUAGAACAGUCUAAAAAUACAGCACUCAAAGUAUUAUUCGAUUGUGAUAUUCUGUACAUCUUGGCAUGUACUCUUUUGGGUCAACAUAUAUUGAUCCGGGUCAUAGGAUUCUAUGCAAUUUCCUAAUGAUAUAUUUGAGAAAGAAAACAACCUCUGUGACCAUCUUCCUAUUGUUUCUAAAGGGUGAUCUUUUUUGCGGAAUAAUGUCAUGAAACAAUACAAGCUUUGAUAUUUUAUUAAGAAAUUCUUCUAUCUAAUCACCGAAAUUUCAUUAAAAAUGAAAUAAAACUAGAAUAAAUCAAAAGUUUUGUACACAAAUAACAAAACAAUGCCAUGCUAUUGUUUGCCUGUUUUAUUAUUAUUACCCAUAACAACAGUUUAUUAUUUUGUUUUUCUAUAUUUAUUUUCAUAUGAAUAUGUCUGUUGGUAAUAGUAAGUAGUUCUUGAAAUUUGUUUUCGCCAACAUUGUCUUUCCACAGAUGAGGAACAUUUGUCAACUGUCAUUAAUAAUGUUUAUGUAGAAGAAUCAUUGCAAAAGAAUGCCCGCCAUCAGACUUUUCCCUGGGGUAUCGAUCCAGCUAUAUAUCUUGACGAAAUAAAUCAACAAUCUCAUAUUAAAAAACUUCUCGCAUUACAAGAAUCUCUUGCAAAAAUGGCUCAAACUUCAUCGUCAAAAAUAAAUCAAAAUCAAAAAGAUAUCACCAAUGUGACAGAUACAUUAGAAACUUUAAAAACAAUGCGUGCUAUAUUACUCCAGCUGAAUCCAUCCGAUACGCGUCGUGCUACACAAUUUGGCAAAGAUAUCACAAUGAUUGUAACUGACUUACUCUCACGUGUUGUUUUUCAAAUAGGUCAAACAAAUGUUCAUACGCCAACAUUUCAAUCAAUUAUUGCUUAUAUAAGAAAUCUAAUGGAAACAAGAUCCAAACAUAUGCGACAUCCAAUACCUGGUUCAUUAUUGAUUGCAUGGUAUGAUUUAUCAGAUUUAAUGUCGUUCAUGCAAAAUGAACCAGAAAUUAGAAUAACAAAUAAAAAAGCAACGCAAUUAGUCGAUUUAGCUUUUGAUACAGCUGCUUGGACUCAUAAACAUCUAACUACCGAACUUAUAGAUCAUGAUAAAAUCGGUUUCAAAGAUCGAAAUAGUUUAGAUCGUACGAGCGAAUGA